Molecule: messenger RNA, 417 nt
Organism: Rhizopus microsporus ATCC 52813
Lineage: Eukaryota; Fungi; Mucoromycota; Mucoromycetes; Mucorales; Rhizopodaceae
Exons: 1
Coding region: 1-417 (138 amino acids)
Source: RefSeq, a predicted model, not a curated record
AUGAAGCUUCCAGUUAUGCCAAUAGGAGAAGAUUUUAGCGAAACCGAACUUUGCUCGUGGUUUGUUAAACCAUUCGUAUCUGGGAUUUUUGACGAUCUAGACAAUGAUACCUAUCUAUGUUGGACAAAUGAGCCUACAUUGGAAGCCAAAUCCAUGCGUGAAUCCAACGGUAGACCUGACAUCUGCAUUACGAAAUUCUGUGGCGUUCAAGCAAAAAAGGCUGUAAAAGGAAGAGGUACCUUAUCUGCAAUAGCAAUUGGUCUUUCUGGUUUAGCUUCACUCCUUUUUGAUGCAGCCUUUCCUCAGUUUGAUCCAAAAGCCAGUCAGUCCAACAGUAAUAAAUUUAAAACGAAUGCCACUUCUUUCUUUAGUGCAAACGAAUAUUGGCCUACUGUCGAUGACAGUAAUACUGCUUGA